AUGACACAACUUCUUGUUUUAGAUGUAUCAAGUAAUGUACUCACAGGUCCCAUUCCACAGUCAAUUUCAAAACUUGUUAACCUGGUUAACCUCAAUCUUUCAUACAAUAAUUUCAGCGGUGUGGAGCUACAUGUAUUCUUGAACCUCAAAAAACUUGAGUUACUUGAUCUUUCUUCGAAUAAUCUGUCAGUAAGAGCCGGACCACUGUCAGUUCCACCACUUGCUGUGUCUUACUUUUUCAUCUCACAAAAUAAGCUCAUCGGAGAUAUCCCUUUAUCGAUUUGCAAUUCAAGCUCCCUUAAGAUCCUUGAUUUGUCUCAUAACAACAUGAGUGGCGUAAUUCCACAAUGUUUGGGAAACUCAACCCUCUCGGUGUUAGAUCUACGGGUGAAUGGAUUUCAUGGGACUAUUCCAACAUUCGCUAAUGGAGAACUGCCUCGAUCUCUGGCCAAUUGUAGACACAUGGAAAUACUAGACCUGGGAAACAACAAACUAAAUGAUACAUUCCCCUAUUGGCUGGACUCUCUUCCAAAAUUGCAGGUUCUUAUUCUCAAAUCAAAUAGAUUUCAUGGUCCUAUAAACAGUUCAAGGACUAUAGAUCCUUUUUGUAUGCUUCGUAUAAUAGACAUCUCUCAUAAUGAGUUCACUGGUUUUUUGCCAGCAAGAUAUUUACAAAAUUUCAAAGCCAUGAGGAAUGUGGAUGGAAAUACAAUGACCUUGAAAUACAUGGGGCAAAAUUAUUGUCGAGAUUCUGUAAAGAUAGUCAUAAAGGGGUUGAAUAUUGAACUAUUAAAUAUUCUAUACUUCUUCACAGCAAUUGACUUCUCAGACAACAAAUUCAAAGGAGCGAUUCCAAAUGUCAUUGGAAGGCUACAAGCACUCCGAUUACUUAAUUUGUCCCAUAACUGCCUUACGAGUCAUAUCCCAUCAUCGAUGGGAAAUCUAUCAAUGCUUGAAUCGUUAGACCUCUCUUCGAACCAAUUAUAUGGGGGAGAUACCAGGGCAACUCACAAGUCUAACAUUUCUUGCAGUCCUAAACCUUUCAAAGAACCAUCUAGUUGGGCCUAUACCUCAAGGCAAACAAUUUGA
Camellia sinensis is the source of this 1089-nucleotide messenger RNA. The record is from RefSeq and is a predicted model, not a curated record. NCBI's taxonomy places the organism in Eukaryota, Viridiplantae, Streptophyta, Magnoliopsida, Ericales, Theaceae.